AUGAUCCGUGGAUCCUUGGUAGUGAUCAUAUUCCGCAAGACGUUGGCUCUGGACUGUGGUAACAAUUCUGAUAACUCAGCCUCAGUGACACUGAUGAGCACAGACAUCGACGGGAUAGCAUCAGCCUUUGAUUCCGUUCAUGAUAUAUGGGCCUGCCCAAUAGAGAUAGCGCUUGGCUUGUGGCUGCUUGAGCGACAUGUCGGAGUAGCCUGCAUUGCCCCAGCCUUAACAGCUUUAGGUUUUCUUGCCUUACCCAUGCUUUUGGUGUUGGUUCUGACUAAGGUUCUAGUAUUCUUCCUUGCAAGUCUAUAUCUCGCCCGCUUCAUGGGACGUGGACGUCGCGAGUGGAACCAGGCGGUUCAGAAGAGAAUCACCAAUACCUCUUCAUUCCUCAGCCUGAUGAAGGAGGUGAAGAUGCUGGGCUUGACAGACGCAGUAUCUACACGUAUACAGCGUCUCCGAGCCAUUGAGCUUGAUCUAUCAAAGAAAUUCCGUGUAAUGACCGCUUGGACCAGUUUCCUGUGUGAGUGA
Messenger RNA from Aspergillus oryzae RIB40, 531 nucleotides. RefSeq lists its product as uncharacterized. The coding region runs from base 1 to 531 and encodes 176 amino acids. Gene Ontology annotation, biological process: transmembrane transport. Gene Ontology annotation, molecular function: ABC-type transporter activity; ATP binding. The record is from RefSeq and is a predicted model, not a curated record. The transcript has a single exon. Gene Ontology annotation, cellular component: membrane. NCBI's taxonomy places the organism in Eukaryota, Fungi, Ascomycota, Eurotiomycetes, Eurotiales, Aspergillaceae.